AUGAAGGACCGCUGUGGUGACACCAUCAAGCUCUCCAUCUCCCAUGUUCCACGGUGGCACCAACAUCCCCAGUCUUGGGAGUAUCCUUGGGAGUAUCCUUCAUCCACCAGGAGCUCACUUGCUACUUCCUCUUUCUUCCCUACAGAUGCCACAGCCAAAGAUCCACCCAAGUUCAAGCUGGCCACUCCUUCAGAUGCCACCAUCAGCCUGGUGAACGGCAGGAGCCGCUGCGAGGGUCGCGUGGAGAUUUCCCACUCUGGGGGCCGGGGCACUGUCUGUGACGAUGGCUGGGACCUGAGAGAUGCCCAGGUGGUGUGCAGGCAGCUGGGAUGUGGAGCUGCUGUUUCUGCAACAUCAGGGGCCUCUUUUGGACAAGGCAGUGGCAGCAUCUACCUGGACUAUGUGAGCUGUGCAGGCUGGGAGUCAUCCAUCUUCCAGUGCAGCCACCGUGGCUGGGGCGUCCACAUGUGUGACCACAGAAAAGAUGCUGGUGUUGUGUGCUCAGGUGCCACCAUCAGCCUGGUGAACGGCAGGAGCCGCUGCGAGGGUCGCGUGGAGAUUUCCCACUCUGGGGGCCGGGGCACUGUCUGUGACGAUGGCUGGGACCUGAGAGAUGCCCAGGUGGUGUGCAGGCAGCUGGGAUGUGGAGCUGCUGUUUCUGCAACAUCAGGGGCCUCCUUUGGACAAGGCAGUGGCAGCAUCUACCUGGAUGAUGUGAACUGCACAGGAUGGGAGUUGUCUCUUUUCCAGUGUAGCCACCGUGGCUGGGGUGUCCACAAUUGUGGCCACCGUGAAGAUGCAGGUGUUGUGUGCUCAGGAUCUGUAUCUCCUUCUUUCCCAGAUGCCUCCACCAUCAGCCUGGUGAACGGCAGGAGCCGCUGCGAGGGUCGCGUGGAGAUUUCCCACUCUGGGGGCCGGGGCACUGUCUGUGACGAUGGCUGGGACCUGAGAGAUGCCCAGGUGGUGUGCAGGCAGCUGGGAUGUGGAGCUGCUGUUUCUGCAACAUCAGGGGCCUCCUUUGGACAAGGCAGUGGCAGCAUCUACCUGGAUGAUGUGAACUGCACAGGGUUGGAGUCGUCCCUCUUAAAGUGCGGCCACAACGGCUGGGGUGUCCACAAGUGUGGCCACAAUGAAGAUGCUGGUGUUGUGUGCUCAGAUGCCCUCUCUCCCAAAGCUCCCUACGUCCAUCUGGUGAACGGAAGGCACCGGUGUGAAGGCCGUGUUGAGAUCUACUACCGGGGACGGUCGGGGACAGUGUGCGAUGACUUCUGGGACCUCGCUGACGCCCAGGUUGUGUGCAGGCAGCUGGGCUGUGGCAGGGCCAUCGCAGCUCUGGGAAGUGCCUACUUUGGGCAGGGCUCAGGUGAUAUUGUGCUGGACAACGUGAGGUGCAGAGGAAAUGAGGCGUCCUUGCUGCGCUGCAACCACACGGGGUGGAGGAUCCACAACUGUGCCCACUAUGAAGAUGCUUCUGUUGUCUGUUCAGAGGAGUCUGAGUCAAAACAAGCAGAGCCAACACCAACAUACACAGCACUGGAGACAACCUCCACAGCAUCAACAGUCUUCACAGAGGAGAUGGCCACAACUGGAUUAACAACCAACACAGAGGAGGAGACAAGCUCAUUGCAGACAACGGCCAUGGUGCAAUCAUCCCCCAGAGCAGAGGAAUCCUUCCUAGUGGACAUGGCCACCACAGUGCCAAUGACAACCCUAGCAGUCACACCCAACCCAUGGCAAACAACCAUGAGAGAGAUGUCUGCUUUACCAGAGACAGAAAUGCCAUCCUCUGCCCUACCACUGCUGUACUCACUGCCUGAUAUGACCACAGUGGAGGAGAGCACAUCAGCUCUGCUUUUCGUGUCCAUUGCCAUUGCACUAAUGACCUCCUUAGCAGGAACAUCCAGCCCAACAUACUCGACCAGCGCACCCACUAGCCCACCAGAGACGUCCACCUCCGCAGAGAUGUCCACCUCAACAGUGAUGCCCACCUCCACAGAGAUGUCCACCUCAGCAGUGAUGCCCACCUCUGCAGAGAUGCCCACCUCAGCAGAGAUGUCCACCUCAGCAGAGAUGUCCACCUCAACAAUGAUGCCCACCUCCACAGAGAUGUCCACCUCAGCAGAGAUGUCCACCUCAACAAUGAUGCCCACCUCCACAGAGAUGUCCACCUCAGCAGUGAUGCCCACCUCCGCAGAGAUGUCCACCUCAUCAGUGAUGCCCACCUCUGCAGAGACGUCAACCGCAGCAGAGAUGACCAGCACAAUGGCAUCCAGUGCCACAUCGGAGAUGUCCACAAUGAUAUCCAGUGCCGUGCCAGAGACGUCCAUCCCAGCAGUGACGUCCCCCCCAGCAGAGAUGUCCCCCUCACCAGAGACAACCACAGUCACAAGGAUGAAAACCUCACCAUUGUUGGGCACCCCAGAGAAAACAACUAUGAGAGCAGAGGAGAGCACACCAGGGCCCAGCGUGCGGCUGUCGGGCGGCAGGAACGGCUGCGAGGGCCGCGUGGAGCUGUACGACGGCAGCACGUGGGGCACGGUGUGUGACGACCAGUGGGACAUGAGGGAUGCCCAGGUGGUCUGUCAGCAGCUGAGCUGUGGAGAGCCCCUGGCUGCGCUGGACACUGCUCACUUUGGCCUGGGCUCCGGCCGCAUCUUCCUGGAUGACGUGCAGUGCCGCGGGGACGAGCCCUCCCUGCAGAUGUGCCGGCACAAUGGUUGGGGCAUGCACAACUGCAGGCACGUGGAGGAUGCCAGUGUCAUCUGUGCAGGGCCCAGCGUGCGGCUGUCGGGCGGCAGGAACGGCUGCGAGGGCCGCGUGGAGCUGUACAACGGCAGCACGUGGGGCACGGUGUGUGACGACCAGUGGGACAUGAGGGAUGCCCAGGUGCUGUGCCAGCAGCUGGGCUGUGGCCAGGCCCUGGAUGCCCCACGCAACGCUCGCUUUGGCCCGGGCUCCGGCCGCAUCUUCCUGGACGACGUGCAGUGCCGCGGGGACGAGCCCUCCCUGCAGAUGUGCCGGCACAACGGCUGGGGCGUGCACAACUGCGGGCACAUGGAGGAUGCCAGUGUCAUCUGUGCAGGGCCCAGCGUGCGGCUGUCGGGCGGCAGGAACGGCUGCGAGGGCCGCGUGGAGCUGUACGACGGCAGCACGUGGGGCACGGUGUGUGACGACCAGUGGGACAUGAGGGAUGCCCGGGUGCUGUGCCAGCAGCUGGGCUGUGGCCAGGCCCUGGAUGCCCCACGCAAUGCUCGCUUUGGCCCGGGCUCCGGCCGCAUCUUCCUGGACGACGUGCAGUGCCGCGGGGACGAGCCCUCCCUGCAGAUGUGCCGGCACAACGGCUGGGGCGUGCACAACUGCGGCCACGUGGAGGAUGCCAGUGUCAUCUGUGCAGGUCAGUGGCCAGCAGGGAACUCUGGCUCUUUGGCAUUUCAUUCUAACAGCGUUUGGGGUCAGGCCAGGGCAGAGCUUCCACACUCCCCACAUCGGCACCAUACUCCACAGGUAAUUCCAGUCCCCCAGCCCCCUGCCUGGCCUGGCAGCAGCCCCGUUGCAGUGGCCCAUGUGGGCAGAGCAGAGUGCUGGGCUGGUGUGAGCUCAUCCUUGUCCCCGUGCCGUGUGUCAGGGCCCAGCGUGCGGCUGUCGGGCGGCAGGAACGGCUGCGAGGGCCGCGUGGAGCUGUACGACGGCAGCACGUGGGGCACGGUGUGUGACGACCAGUGGGACAUGAGGGAUGCCCGGGUGGUCUGCCAGCAGCUGGGCUGUGGCCAGGCCAUGGGAGCCCCACGCAACGCUCGCUUUGGCCCGGGCUCCGGCCGCAUCUUCCUGGACGACGUGCAGUGCCGCGGGGACGAGCCCUCCCUGCAGAUGUGCCGGCACAACGGCUGGGGCGUGCACAACUGCGGGCACAUGGAGGAUGCCAGUGUCAUCUGUGCAGGGCCCAGCGUGCGGCUGUCGGGCGGCAGGAACGGCUGCGAGGGCCGCGUGGAGCUGUACGACGGCAGCACGUGGGGCACGGUGUGUGACGACCAGUGGGACAUGAGGGAUGCUCAGGUGCUGUGCCAGCAGCUGGGCUGUGGCCAGGCCAUGGGUGCCCCACAAAAUGCUCGCUUUGGCCCGGGCUCCGGCCGCAUCUUCCUGGACGACGUGCAGUGCCGCGGGGACGAGCCCUCCCUGCAGAUGUGCCGGCACAACGGCUGGGGCGUGCACAACUGCAGGCACAUGGAGGAUGCCAGUGUCAUCUGUGCAGGGCCCAGCGUGCGGCUGUCGGGCGGCAGGAACGGCUGCGAGGGCCGCGUGGAGCUGUACGACGGCAGCACGUGGGGCACGGUGUGUGACGACCAGUGGGACAUGAGGGAUGCCCAGGUGCUGUGCCAGCAGCUGGGCUGUGGCCAGGCCAUGGAUGCCCCACGCAACGCUCGCUUUGGCCCGGGCUCCGGCCGCAUCUUCCUGGACGACGUGCAGUGCCGCGGGGACGAGCCCUCCCUGCAGAUGUGCCGGCACAACGGCUGGGGCGUGCACAACUGCGGCCACGUGGAGGAUGCCAGUGUCAUCUGUGCAGGCACGUACAGCUCAAGUACACUUUUGCAGAGGUUACUGUAAGUAAAUUCUGUCCCCUUUCUUUCUGCAGCACCUCAUUUUUGUGGUGGCUCAGUCUCAGAUCCCUCUGGGGUGCUGCAGAGUCCCAACUACCCUGGAAAUUAUCCAAACGACGCUGACUGCGUGUGGGAAAUACAAGUGGAGAACAAUUUCCGUGUAACUCUCACAUUUAGAGAUAUUGUGAUGCAAAGCAGGACGUGCCAGCACGACUACAUUGAAGUCUAUGAUGGACCUCUCCACUCUUCCCCUCUUCUUGGGAGAUUCUGUUCUGGCUCCUUUCCCACAUACGUGUCCUCUUCAAACAUGAUGAGUGUUCGCUUCCACAGCGAUUCCAGAUCCUCCUUCAGAGGCUUUCAGGCUCACUACUCCUCCAUUCCAGCAGGUCACAACACCACCAUUCAGUGCUUGCCAGACUACAUGCACGUAGUGGUCAGCAGAGACUACCUCCAGUCCCAGGGAUACUCAGCACGGAGGGUCACCCUGAAUGACAAUCGCUGCAGACCGACAGUCACCUCCCAGGAGGUUGUAUUCAACAUCCCCUACAAUGGCUGUGGGACAAUGCAAGAGGAGAACAACGACACAAUCAACUACUCCAACACCAUCAGGGUCGCAUCUUCCGGGUACAUAAUCAAGAGGAAGAAGAACAUCAACUUGCACGUCAGCUGCAAAAUGCUGAGGAAGAGCUGGCAGCAGGUGGUGUACGCUGCUGAGGACACCGUGGAUGUGGACGAGUACCAGUUUGGGAGAUACAACAUGAACAUCACCUUCUACGAGUCCCCGGCGUUCCGGCGGCAAGUGCGCGCAUCUCCCUACUACAUCGACCUCAACCAAAACCUCUACCUGCAAGCCUGUCUGCACAGCCCAGACCCAAACCUGAAGGUGGUUGUGGACACGUGUGUGGCAGCACCUGACCCCCGUGAUUUUAACACGCUGGCCUAUUACUUAGUCAGGAAUGGGUGUCCUAGAGAUUCUUCCUAUGCAACGUACUACUCCCCUUCCAGCCACUUUGCUCGGUUCAAGUUUAACGCCUUCAAGUUCAUGAGCCGGCACCCGUCGGUGUACCUCAAGUGCCAGAUGCUGGUCUGCAGGCUCGGGGACUACUCCUCCCACUGCUACAGGAGCUGCAGCUCCAGGUCCAAGAGGGACGCCAGCCCCGCUGAGGAGCACGUGGAUGUGGUGGUUGGGCCCCUUCAGCUCCGAGGAGGGGAUGCUCCCAGUGGAAGCACUGGAAAAGAUGAAUAA
This is a messenger RNA of Agelaius phoeniceus (red-winged blackbird), 5841 nucleotides long. NCBI's taxonomy places the organism in Eukaryota, Metazoa, Chordata, Aves, Passeriformes, Icteridae. The record is from RefSeq and is a predicted model, not a curated record.